Molecule: messenger RNA, 306 nt
Organism: Cercopithifilaria johnstoni
Lineage: Eukaryota; Metazoa; Nematoda; Chromadorea; Rhabditida; Onchocercidae
Source: the annotation of a GenBank genome assembly
AUGAGGUUGUGCCCAAUAUGUGGACCAAAGCUUUCGGCUUUUUGCAUGGUAAUGUCAGUUUGGGGUGUUCUCUUUCUUGGUAUACUUGGUGUAUUUUUCUAUGUUCAGGCGGUAAAUUUAUUCCCAGAUCUUCACUUCGAACAGGAAGAACCGGUAGAAGGAGUAGUUUUACCCCUAACAACUGCCGUAAUUGAAGGUAAGUAUGCGGAAAAGGCAACGCAGUGCUGGGUAGCUGCUGGCAUGUACCUUGUAACGUUGAUUGUUGUAUUCUGGCAGAACAAAUUCAAUUCUACAACAAUAUUUUGA